AAUAAGAGGGAAUAUUUUUACGACCUGGUUUUCAUUUCUUCUCUUUUCCCUCUCUCCUGUUUUCUAGGGUUUCUCUCUCUUGUAUUCUCUUCUCUUACUGCAGUGAUUUGCCAUGGCUCAUUUUUUCUGCUGACACACAUGAAUUCUCCUCCUCAACUGCUCUCUAUAAGUGGCAGGGUAUAUGGAGAUGGAUAAUGGUUCUGACUCUGAAUAUACUGAAACAUAUCAGAUGCCAGGAGAAGGAGCAAGAAUUUCUUCAACUCCAUCUGCUGAGGAAGUUCAAGCCAUGGGCAAUGAAGCAGCGCCUGAGUUCAUGAUGAACCAGGGAAUAUAUUAUCCUGCUACUAGCUUUUACGGAUACUAUUGUACAGGAUUUGAAGCACCUGGAGAAUGGGAUGACCAUAGUAGGUUUUUAGGAGUAGAUGGUCAAGAUCAUCAUUAUCCUGAUUUUCAAACUGAAGGUUCUUAUGUAUAUUAUGCACCGACAUAUGGAUAUGCACAGUCUGCUUACAACCCUUACAACCCCUACAUACCUGGUGCUACUGUUGUUGGAGUAGACAAUCUUCUUAUUGGAUCUCAACCAUAUUACCCUGGACUUGUUUACCCACCAGCAUCAGGUUACUUCCCUUCUAUUCUACUCCCUGCACAAGAUGCCCUGCCUGCUACUCCUCCAGAGGUCAUGCCUCUGGUUGUGGACUCUGUAGAUGUUAGUAGAAUGACAGAUGAGGCUAAUCGCCCUAGACCAACUCCUGCUAGUUCAAUGACAAAGCAUUCCUCUGAGACUACUGGGAAUGGAGAUUCUCAUACGGGUUCUUCUCAUGUCUCUAAAAUUUCGUCUCAGAAGCGAUCAGAAGUGUUGCAAAUGAAUGUGGCUUCAGCUGGUCAACCUUCACCACAGAAGGUUACAUCUUCAACUAGCUCUCCUGCCCCAGCUCCUGGUAGCCAGGGAAUGCAUUCUCCAGUUCUAGUUCAAGCGAAGGAUGAGUACCUACAUGGGAAAAUCUUGCCAUUUUCAGAGCCUGGAAAUGUCACUUCAUCUUUUAAAGAUGAAAUGGUUGGCUUAAAGUCUCAUGGACAUGGAUGGGUUAAUGUCGAUAAGCUUAAGCCUAGGAUGCACUUCAUUGGAAAUAGAGGCAAUGGAAAUGGGACUUCAGAUGCAUUGAUUGAACAGAAUCGGGGGCCUCGGAUCAACAGGGUGGGGAACCAAGUGACAUUGGUUAGAUCUCCUGCAAAUCUAGCUGGAACCAGUCAUGGCCAGGAUAGUAUUGUACAUAACACUGACCAAUAUAACAGAGCCAACUUUCCUGUUAAGUACAGUGAUGCUAAGUUUUUUGUUAUAAAAUCUUAUAGUGAGGAUGAUGUGCAUAAAAGUAUAAAGUAUCAUGUUUGGUCAAGCACUCCUAGUGGUAACAACAGGUUGAAUACCGCUUUUGAAGAUGCUCAAAGGCGUUCUGGAGGCAAGCCUGGAAGCUGCCCUGUGUUCCUCUUCUUCUCUGUUAAUGCAAGUGGACAGUUCUGUGGUGUCGCUGAGAUGGUUGGCAGUGUUGAUUUUCAGAAGGAUAUGGAUUUCUGGCAGCAAGACAAAUGGAGUGGUUGCUUCCCUGUUAAGUGGCAUUUCGUAAAGGAUGUGCCAAACUCUUACUUCCGUCACAUUAUUUUGGAAAAUAAUGAGAACAAACCAGUGACCAAUAGUAGGGACACACAAGAGAUAAGAUUUCCUCAGGGUAUUGAGAUGCUGGCUAUCUUCAAGAAUUAUGCAUCGAAAACUUCCAUACUGGAUGAUUUCAAGUAUUACGAAGAUCGCCAGAGGGUCUUGCAGGAAAAGAAGUCAAGGCUCCUGGCCAAACAUUACCAACAAGAUGGGUGUCUGAUGCCUCAGCUUCUUGAGCCUAGUGACCUGAAAAAAACCCCAAAACCAGAGGAGCAUUCGCUGACAGCACAUACUACGGAUGAUAUCACUUCUAUAUUGAAGGUUGGCUCCAUCUCUAUUGGCCCUGACCUCCGAAAGAGAAAUGAUGAAUCAGAAAAAGAAAGGGUCCUAAAAUUGAAUAAUGCUACAGCGAAAGAUAAUUUGGAAGCAAGUCUUGAUGGGCCUAGUGUUUUUACUGUGGGUUCUAUCCCAGUAAAUGUUAAUGGGUUUGAUCAUUCUUCAGGGGUUCUAACAGUGGGAAGCAUACCCAUAGAUCCUAAGACACAGGUAAUUAGCAAGAUUGGUUCCAAGUCUGCAAAGGGCUCAAAGUAGGCCUUCUUUUUCUUCUCUUGUGAUCGGUUUUUUUGGAGAUUUUGUGGGGAGUGAGCCAGGUGUAUUAUGAAUGAAGAUAGUCGGUGUCAGAUUUUUAAGGAGUAGUUAACUGUGCAGUUUGAGAUGGAGAUGUUUUGUUUCAUAGGUUCUUUUUCUUUGGUGUUACUGCUCAGAAUUUAGUUGUUCUUUUCUUUCGUUCGUUUUUUUUUUACUUGGGAAGGGCAGGGUUUUGAUUUCAUAAUUUGUGUAAUUGUGAUUCCUCUGAGGUGGCCUUGUCUGUUGGGCUUGGUAUACAUAGGAGUCUGGAGAAUAGUUGGUUUUUGUUUUACAUAUGUAUUCUUUGCCCCAUGCGGCUGAAAUUUACUUGGAAGUUAGUUCACUUCCAUGUUGUAAGAAUUUUUCUUAACACAAAUACAAAGUUUGUUUACC
Amborella trichopoda is the source of this 2671-nucleotide messenger RNA. Its product is annotated as YTH domain-containing protein ECT4. Lineage: Eukaryota; Viridiplantae; Streptophyta; Magnoliopsida; Amborellales; Amborellaceae. The record is from RefSeq and is a predicted model, not a curated record. Gene Ontology annotation, cellular component: cytoplasm. Gene Ontology annotation, biological process: mRNA destabilization. Gene Ontology annotation, molecular function: mRNA binding.